Messenger RNA from Carya illinoinensis, 591 nucleotides. RefSeq lists its product as uncharacterized. Gene Ontology annotation, molecular function: nucleic acid binding; RNA-DNA hybrid ribonuclease activity. The record is from RefSeq and is a predicted model, not a curated record. The transcript is spliced from 2 exons. The coding region runs from base 1 to 591 and encodes 196 amino acids. Lineage: Eukaryota; Viridiplantae; Streptophyta; Magnoliopsida; Fagales; Juglandaceae.
AUGGGUGAAUCUUCUUCAGGAGGGGGGAAUAAUGGGAUGUGGAAAGAGCUCUGGCAACUAGAAGUCCCGAGCAAGUUCAAAAGUCCAGCUACAAUUACAGCUAUAGCUCAAGCUGAUAUUGCAAUGCUUAAGGAGAUUAAUCAGCAGAGUAGCACCAGACCAGAAGGGAGGUCCAAAGCAGUAGCCUCUAAUCAAUCGUGGCAGCCACCUGAGUGGCCUUUUUUCAAAGUAAAUUUCGAUGCAGCUUAUGACAAGAACUUGAACAAAAUGGGGAUGAGAAUUAUAAUGAGAGACAGUGAAGGGGGCCUACUAGCUUGUUUAACAGCCCCAAAAGAGCAGGUAUUCUCAUCUUUCCAAACAGAAAGAGUAGCUCUUCACAGGGCCAUGGAUAUGUGUAUUGAGAUGGGUAUGAAUCAAGUCAUCUUCGAAGUGGAUGCCAAAGCAGUCAUUGAUAUAGUUAAUUCAAAAAGUGAAGACUACUCAUGGCAUGGUCAAGAGAUAGAUGAUCUACAACAGCUGCUGAGCGUCACCGACAUGGAGGCUAUCUUUUGCAUACAGGUCUGCAAAUCAUGCUGCUCACACAGCAGCUAA